AUGCCCUCCAUUCCAUUCAUCUCACCUCAGUCUCCUAAACAAACGGCCCCUGAACGUAGCGCUCUGCUCCAGUUAUCAUCCGUCAUCGUUCCCGCUUCAUCGCCCCCUGCACGCAACCUCGUUCCCGUUCUCCCUUCUUCCUCUGUUGAAGGCAUCUCGGAGUUUACGAUCCGAGACUCUCCGCUUGUCAGUAAGAAGGCCGCGGUGGCAGAGACAAGCAGCAUCACUUCUCCAUCGAGAUCACUGAGCAAAGUUUCGACAGUCAGGAAGGUGUCAUCGCAUGGGAAGAAGACGGGUACCCCAAAGGUACUGAAACCUCUCCCUAAGCCACCUCCCGUCCCUUGUAUUGUUCCUCCCGUGCUCCCUGCUGCGAAACAGAAGCCGAAACCAAAGGGCAAACGAAAGGCGCAAGAGCCAAAGUUGCUGCCAGAACAGUACGCAGAAUACCUGGCGAGAGAGGGCCCAUCUCCAGUGCUCCCGCCGCCCUUGCCAGAGAACUCCACACCAGCUCAAGUCAGAAAGCACAGGGACAAGGUAUUAAACAGCACAUAUCUGAAGGACUACAAGAUCUUCUAUGCUAGCAAUGACUACUCUACAGCCACAGAAACUACCAGGGAGCGGAUGAAGAUGAUGUGCAGACACGGAGCGACUCUCAUUGCGAAAUACCAUCCCGACGAAGUCACCCAUAUCGUUACAGACGAUGUUCUGAGUAUUAACGGGACGCUGAAGCGAUUGGGUGUCAAGAAUCUCAAGGAGGUUCCUGACCAUAUACCUAUCAUCAGAUGGUCAUGGAUUAACACCAAUCGCUUAGUGACGGAGGUAGGUCCGGAUGGCAAGGAUGUGCGAUUCGUUAAAAUGGGCUCCGUGUUCGUCCAUGCAGCUUUUGAUUGUCGGAAGUACGAGGGUAGCGAGCUACCGAGACCGACCGUUAAUCACUGUAAACGAGAGUCCAAGAAGAGCAUAGACGACGGAAACGAGAGUCAGAUAUCGAACUUCACAGAAGAUCCCUCUCCAUCAGCCACCACUGGCCUUAACCAGAAACAAGCGGGUACAGGAUUCGGGUCUCGACACUCCCUCGCUCGUGGAGGCCCCUCAUCCAGCAGAAGGGAAGACCCUCUGGCGGAAUUUUAUGAAGCUGCCAAAGCCGAGCGUAGGCGGGAAAUGGUAGAGGUGGGUGACGAUGAGGCCCUGGGUAACAAUCACAGUCAAGAGAUGCGGGCACGACCCAAAGUUAGGGGUUUCCUAUGCGACGAUCCGAGUAAGUCGAGAGAGACGGACAAGCUCUGCCCGAAUGAGGAUAUCGUCAUCCUGUUGGAAAAGCUCGCAGAGAUGCAUCGUGCUAAACCUAUGCCGGGGGACUUUUGGCGAACUUUCACUUAUCAGAAAAUACUUCCUAAACUUCGAGCGUACCCUACACGGAUUGAAAGUUACGCUGAGGCCGUAAGCAUUCCCGGUAUCGGCGACGCGACGGCUAAAAAGGCAGGCGGAUCUUCUAUCCAGGAAAUCCUGGAGACCGGAGAUUUACGACGUCUCCUUUACGAAAAUACGAGAGACGUCGAGGUCAUAAAUUUAUUCUAUGGUAUAUAUGGCGUAGGCCGACAAACUGCAUAUAAGUGGUACAGAUAUGGCUGUGAGACCCUUGAGGAUCUGUUCAGCGGGAAGAAUGGAGUGCAAUUAAAUGAAGUGCAGGAGCUUGGUCUGAAGUAUUAUCAAGAUAUCAAUACUCGUAUCCCUCGCGAGGAGGCUGCGGAGAUCUUUGAGGAUAUCAAGAGGAUAGCUCUUCGAAUUGACCCCAAGCUGUUCAUCGAUAUAAUGGGUAGUUACCGGAGAGGCAAGAAUACCGUAGGGGAUAUUGACAUCCUCAUCACCCGCCCGACAGAUGAUGGUAAGACGCAUAGCAGGGUCCUCUACAAGUUGCUCCGUGAACUUCGAAAGGCAUCCAUUAUCACGAACGAUCUUGCCCUGCCGGAUGACUCUUUCGGCCUAGAAGCCAUAUACCGCGGGCUCUGUGUUCGCACUCAUACUAAUGUUCCGCAUGAGAAGCGCACCAGGCGGAGGAUUGAUAUAUUAUGCGUGCCGUGGGCUAGCAGAGGGGCAGCAUUGAUCUACUACACUGGCGAUGAUCUUUUCAACCGCUCAAUUCGUAUGAAGGCGGACGUGAUGGGGUACUCACUCAAUCAACGUGGUCUGUAUGCUGGCGUUGUCCGCAAACCUUCGAAGAGAACUGUCAAGACUUCACCAGGCAAUAUCAUCGCGUCGUCAACCGAAGAGGAGAUUUUCAAGAUUCUGGGUGUUCCCUGGCAAGAGCCUCAUGAACGAAUUCGACAUUAA
Stereum hirsutum FP-91666 SS1 is the source of this 2331-nucleotide messenger RNA. RefSeq lists its product as uncharacterized. Gene Ontology annotation, molecular function: DNA binding; DNA-directed DNA polymerase activity. Bases 1 to 2331 code for a protein of 776 amino acids. The record is from RefSeq and is a predicted model, not a curated record. Gene Ontology annotation, cellular component: nucleus. The transcript is spliced from 17 exons. NCBI's taxonomy places the organism in Eukaryota, Fungi, Basidiomycota, Agaricomycetes, Russulales, Stereaceae. Gene Ontology annotation, biological process: double-strand break repair via nonhomologous end joining.